AUGCCUGUUAUCGAAGUCCGUACAAAUUUAAAAAAGGAGGAGAUCCCAGCCGGCUUCCUGAAACGUCUCUCGGACAAAGGCGUUGAACUCACAAAGACUCAAGAAUCUGUAAGUGAAACAAAUGAUUAAACUGGCCUUCAUAAACUCAAAAUAAUGGCCCGGAUAAACAGUAAACCGGUAUUCUUUUUUAUUAUUGUUUUGCAGAAGCUAUUCAGCAUAAUUUUAGUUAAUGGUGGCUCAGCUCGACUCUGAUCGAGUUAUGUCAUUUGCCGGAACUGAGGAGCCUUGCGCCGUCGUUACAUUACGCUGUAUUGGUGUGAUCAAGGACCCAGAGCAAAUCCAUGUCAUCGCCGAUGAAGUGAACAAGUUUAUAAGCAAGGAAUUGGGAAUCAAGCCAGAACGGUGAGUAUUAGACCUAUUUUUUGUGCCAGCCUUGUUUCUGUUGAUAAGAUGGUCGAUGAAAUGAACGAAAAUUGCUAUUGUACCGCAAACCAUACGCAGAUUGAAGUGCUCUGCAGACUGUUAACUUUUGUCAAAAUCAAAACCUUUUGUAAAAAAGCAACACCUUCUUAUACCAAUUUCCGGUUCGCUUCGAUCGCUUUUUCACCUUUUUUCUCGAAGGAAAUCUAAUCCUAUCCGUAUAUCACCGUUUGUAAAACUCAAAAAUUGAUCAAAGUAUGCGUUCACUAACUUCAAACUGUGGAAAUAAAUUACAUGAAGAAUGGAACACAAAUCAAAAUUUGAAGUUUGAUUUGUUACAGCAGUUUUUUCCAGAGCUAAAAUUUAGCUGUUCUGUCAUCAGUAAUCGAAUGUGCUGCUGUGAAAAAGGUAUGGCCAUCUUUCGUGGAACAGAAACCUUACCAAAUAUCAAAACUUUCAAAUAUCGCGUUUCUCGUCACAGUUUUCUUUUCAAAGUGGAGAGGAGAGUUGAAUAGGGAUUUAGAUUUGUUUCACACGAAGCUUGUAGUGCAAGAUUGAGAAGUCAAAAGUUCGAAAAAAACCGCUGCUCAAGUCCAACCCGAUCACUUUCUCAGCCCGACCUUUUCUAAACCUAAAAGCUUUUCAGGUUCUAUACUCUCUACAAUGAGCUGGCCGCGGACGACGUGGCCUACACCGGACUCACUGUCCCCGAACUCAAGAAGAAACUUGGCCUCGCUUAG
Messenger RNA from Bursaphelenchus xylophilus (pine wood nematode), 1160 nucleotides. The record is from the annotation of a GenBank genome assembly. Lineage: Eukaryota; Metazoa; Nematoda; Chromadorea; Rhabditida; Aphelenchoididae.